Messenger RNA from Epinephelus fuscoguttatus (brown-marbled grouper), 4600 nucleotides. Its product is annotated as hemicentin-1-like. The record is from RefSeq and is a predicted model, not a curated record. Bases 60 to 4199 code for a protein of 1379 amino acids. The transcript is spliced from 20 exons. NCBI's taxonomy places the organism in Eukaryota, Metazoa, Chordata, Actinopteri, Perciformes, Serranidae.
GUACUUACUUCAUAUCACCAAGAAUAAAAGACUGAGCCGUCUCUGAUACUGCAAAAGAAAUGGAAACAACUGUGAUACACUUCAUCCUUCUUGGAGUCAUCUCAGGUUUAACCAAAGGAGCUGGUGUGCUGCCUGAUGUUCUAAAUAAAGCUGUGGGAGAGACGGUGAUGUUCACCACAACACUGACUCCACCAGAACAACCAUUCCUAUCAGUAGGGUGGACAUUUGAUGGAAAAAAUAUAAUCACUUUCACUGGUUCAAACAUAACUGCACCAGAGUAUGAAGGCAGGAUCAUCCUCUUCCUGUCUACUGGAUCUCUGGAGCUCAGAAAUCUGACUCUUAAUGACCAUGGAGAAUACAGCGUUCUCAUUUUUCCAUUUGGAGAAGAACAGAAGAGAGGGAACACAAGACUGUACGUAGAUGUGCCAGUGUCCAAUGUAAUGGCAACCCCCAGCAGUACAGACUUGGUGGAGUUCAGCAGCUCCGUCCGUCUGUCCUGCUCCUCCUCUGGAUCCUCUCUGUCUUUCCUCUGGCUGAACGGCAGCUCUGAGGUUACAGCCAGUGACAGAGUUCAGCUCACUGAUGGAGGCGCCAAUCUCACUAUAGCUAACAUUACCCGCUACGACCAGGGACCAUUUAAGUGUCGUGCAUCCAAUUCUGUCAGUAAUGGCACCAGUGAUCCGAUGAACUUGUCCAUUAGCUACGGCCCAGACAACAUUAACUUGACAAUAUCUCCAUCACAAGAAUACUAUACAGAAGGGUCAGACAUCAUCCUGAAGUGCUCAGCUGUCUCCAGACCUCCUGCCCUGUUUCAGUGGUUUCUGAAUGGAGUCCUGCUGUCUGAUACUGGACCAGAGCUCAGACUGAUGAACAUUCAGGAGAGUCAGAGUGGCAGCUACACCUGUCUGGCCUUUAACAGCAAAACUCUGAGAUAUAAAUCAGUUCCACCUGCAGCUAUAACUGUGCUGGUGCCAGUGUCCAGUGUAAAGUCAACUGCCAGCAGCACAGACUUGGUGGAGUUCAACAGCUCUGUCCAUCUGUCCUGCUCUGCCUCUGGAUCCUUCCUCUCUUUCUUCUGGCUGAACGGCAGCUCUGAGGUUACAGAAAGUGACAGAGUUCAGCUCACUGAUAGAGGCGCCACUCUCACUAUAGUCAGUGUGACCCGCUACGACCAGGGACCAUUCAGGUGUCGUGUGUUAAAUCCUGUCAGUAAUGGCACCAGUGAUCCAGUAAACCUCUCCGUCAGCUAUGGCCCUGAUAAUAUUAAUGUGACAAUAUCUCCAUCACAAGAAUAUUAUGGCGAAGGGUCAGACAUCAUCCUGACCUGCUCAGCUGUCUCCAGACCUCCUGCCCUGUUUCACUGGUUUCUGAAUGGAGUCCUGCUGUCUGAUACUGGACCAGAGCUCAGACUGAUGAACAUUCAGAUGAAUCACACAAGUCUUUCCUAUGGAGCUGGAGUGCUCCCCGUCGAUCUACUUAGUGGAGUAAAAGGAGAGAGUGUGACCUUCACAACAACCGUGAAACCAACAGCGCAACCAUUUCUGGCAUUGACCUGGAGCUUCAAUGGUACCACCAAUAUAAUAACAUCAACCAGUGCAGAUGUAGUGGGAGCAGGCUAUGAGAACAGGAUCACCCUGGAUAAAUCUACUGGAUCUCUGGUGCUUAGAAACCUGACUGAAAAAGACAGCGGAGAAUACGAGUUAAUCAUCAUCCCAUAUGGAGCCGGACAGAUUCAAGGAACUGCUAAGCUGGAAGUGCUGAAGAGAAGGUACACACCAGUCUCCAAUGUGGUUGUAACUCCCAGCAGCACAGACUUGGUGGAGCUCAGCAGCUCUGUCCGUCUGUCCUGCUCCUCCUCUGGUUCCUCUCCCUCUUUCCUCUGGCUGAACGGCAGCUCUGAGGUUACAGCCAGUGACAGAGUUCAGCUCACUGAUGGAGGUGCCACUCUUACAAUUGUCAGUGUGACCCGCUAUGACCAGGGACCAUUCAGGUGUCAAGUGUCCAAUCCUGUCAGUAAUGGCACCAGUGAUCCAGUAAACCUCUCCAUCAGCUACGGCCCAGAAAACAUAAAUUUGAAGCUGUCUCCAUCACAAGAAUACUAUACAGAAGGGUCAGACAUCAUCCUGACCUGCUCAGCUGUCUCCAGACCUCCUGCCUUGUUUCAGUGGUUUCUGAAUGCAGACCUGCUGUCUAAUACUGGACCAGAGCUCAGACUGAUGAACAUUCAGAUGAAUGACAGAGGGAACUACAGCUGUCAGGCCUUUAACAACAAAACUCUAAGAUAUCAAAUAUCUCCACCUGCAGCUAUAACUGUGCUGGCACCAAUAUCCAAUGUAACAGUAAAUGCCAGCACGACAGAAAUUUUGGAGUCCAGCAGCAGCUCUGUCAGCCUGUACUGUUCCGCUUCUGGUUCCUCUCCCUCUUUACUCUGGCUGAACGGCAGCUCUGAGGUUACAGCCAGCGACAGAGUUCAGCUCACUGAUGGAGGCUCCACUCUCACUAUAGUUAACAUGACCCGCUACGACCAGGGACCAUUCAGGUGUCACGUGUUCAAUCAUUUCAGUAACAGCACCAGCGAUCCAGUAAACCUCCUCAUCAUCUACGGCCCAGAAAAUAUCAAUCUGACAAUAUCUCCAUCGCAAGAAUUCUAUGACGAAGGCUCAGACAUCACUUUGAUGUGCUCAGCUGACUCCGGACCUCCUGCCUUGAUUCACUGGUUUCUAAAUGGAGACCUGCUGUCUGAUACUGGACCAGAGCUCAGACUGGUGAACAUUCAGAAGAGUCAGAAUGGGAACUACAGCUGUCAGGCCUUUAACAACAGAACUAGGCCUAUGAGAAAUCAAACAUCGCAGACUGCAGCCAUCUCUGUACUAAAAUCUCAAAUCUCCAAUGUUGUAGUGACUCCCAACGCCACAGAGUUGUUAGAGCUGAGCUCAGUCUCUAUGUCCUGCUUGACCUCUGGAUCUUUCCCCACCUUCCUCUGGCUGAACGACAGCUCUGAGGUUACAGCCAGCGACAGGGUUCUGCUCACUGAUGGAAACUCCACUCUCACGAUAAUUAAUGUCACACGCUACGACCAGGGACCAUUCUUCUGCCAUGUGUUCAAUAAUUUCAGCAAUUACACCAGCGAUCCAGUGACACUCAACAUCAGCUAUGGCCCAGAAAAUAUUAAUUUGAAGCUGUCUCCGCCACAAAAAUACUUUAAGGUAGGGUCAAACAUAAACAUGACAUGCUCAGCUGACUCCAGACCUGCUGCCCAAUUUAUGUGGUUUCUGAAUGGAAGCCUGCUGUAUGAUACUGGACCAGAGUUCAGACUGAUGAACAGUCAGAUGAAUCACAGUGGACGCUACAGCUGUCAGGCCUAUAACAGCAAAACUCUGAGAUAUGAAAAAUCUAAGCCUGCAGCCAUCUCUGUACGGACACCAAUCUCCAAUGUGAUGGUGACUUCAAACAACUCACACUUGGGCCUGUUUGAGUUCAACAGCUCUGUCCGUUUGUCCUGCUCCGCCUCUGGAUCCUACCCCUCUUUCCUCUGGCUGAACGGCAGCUCCAAGGUUACAAAAAGUGACAGAGUUCAGCUCACUGAUGGAGGCGCCACUCUCACUCUAACUAGAGUGACCCGCUACGACCAGGGACCAUUCAGUUGCAACGUGUCGAAUGGUGUCAGCAGUGAAAUCACCCAGCCGGUGAAUCUUUUCAUCCAACAUGGACCUGACAACAUGGCUAUCACAGGACCCAGUUCAGUGCGUGUUAACGAUUUUACAAUGCUUUACUGCUCCACGAUGUCUGUACCAUCACCAACGUUCAUCUGGCUUUACAACGGGAGGCCAACCAGUGUCCGUGAGGCUGCGUUCGUCAUAAAAUCCAUCAGACCCUUUGACGGGGGGACGUUCACCUGCACUGCUGUGAACGCUGUUACAGGGCUGAAUCAAUCAGUGAGCCACAAGUUAACUGUUGUAGAUUUCUUAGACUGUGACUGCUCAACUGCUGCCGGGAGAGCUACCAUCAUAACAGCUGGAUGCUUUCUUCUUAUUGCUGUAGUUGGUGGAACAAUUGUGUAUGGCAUGAUAAGGAGGAACAGAAACAGCAGCGACUAUCCAGCACAUCGACAAGAAUCUCUGAGCAUGAGGAACAGACGUUCAGACGUGUAUAAGAUCUCAGUGACAGCACAGAAUGGCUUGACUUCCUUUGACGCAUGAACAAAAUUAGGAAACACAAACACACAUACUGUAAGAAGACGGCAGUGUUAUUGUUUUUGUAUUUAUUUAUUCAACCCAACCAUUUUCUGCCUCCUUCAGAUUACACUUCAUUGUGCUGAGUUUGAUGCACAGCUGCAUUGCAACUUUUUGUGUAACCUGAUUUUCUGAUCAUAUCUGAUGGUUUGCAAGAAUUAGUUUGAGAUGAACACUUAUUCUGAAUAUAUGUAAGAAAUUACAAAAGGAAAAAAUUAUUAAAAGUAUUUAUUCAUUUAAAGUAAUAUAGUAGUAGUAAAAUAAAAGUAGUAGUAGUAGUACAGUAAAAUAAAAUAAAGUUCAGUGUCUUUUAUCAUUCAAGACAUGUUGUGUAAAUAUGUGUAUAUUCAAUAAAGAUGUCAUCUGAA